Colletotrichum lupini is the source of this 576-nucleotide messenger RNA. RefSeq lists its product as uncharacterized. The record is from RefSeq and is a predicted model, not a curated record. The coding region runs from base 1 to 576 and encodes 191 amino acids. The transcript has a single exon. NCBI's taxonomy places the organism in Eukaryota, Fungi, Ascomycota, Sordariomycetes, Glomerellales, Glomerellaceae.
AUGGCAGAGGCCGAUCGGCGCGGCAGGUCCGAAAUGCCACGCCCGAAGACCAAGAGAAGGGUCCCGCGAGUAAGUUCUUUUUGCCACCGAAACCCGAUGAGCCGGCUACAAGCUACAUGUUGCCUCCAACGGCAGACCGGUGCUAGCCAAGCCCGAUAUCGACAUCAUUGUGCGCCGUACCUGCAUAUGUCAGAAAAGCCUGCGUGCUGCCAUGCCCACGUUUUGAGUUCAUGCACACACAUACCCCAAUUGAAACAGUACGAAACGGUACCGCCUCGGAGACGAACCCGUCCACAACGCCGGCCGACUUUGGAGCUCCGGGAGCAGGAACGGAGUAAGGGGCCGGGCGAAGCGGAGCGAGUGCCUGCCGCCUUCCGAAGGGCAGGAAGCCACCCAAGCCUCCGACCGGAAGGCACCAACGGGGCCAUGCACGCUCAUUCUUUCCUUCCGUCCCUUCACAAAGCCAUCUUCAUCAAGCCUGGCAGGCCCGAUUUCAUGAAAGCCAGCUGCCGAUGCCAUCUUGGAAUGAGUCGAGAACUGUCUCGCUUCCUUACGUCUUGUUCACAACCCUCUUGA